Messenger RNA from Punica granatum (pomegranate), 1911 nucleotides. The record is from RefSeq and is a predicted model, not a curated record. Lineage: Eukaryota; Viridiplantae; Streptophyta; Magnoliopsida; Myrtales; Lythraceae.
AUUGGCAAACUGUGGAGGGUAAAUUCGAAAGUAGUGGGAAACAUAAGGGGGCACAAUUCACACUACAAAAUUAAAGGUGAAAACUUGAGCUGAAAACAAAUUCGCGGAGCAAAUUGAAAUUAGCGAAAACAUCGUCCUCCUCGUUGUUCUUUGUUCCCACCGAAAAGUCGUACCGGAACUUCGGAGCAUCGCCUUCUCGCGAUCCCACUUGUCUGCUCCGAGCCACGGCCGGUCCCUCUCUUUGUUCGUCGGUGUCGCCCCCAGCAACGUAUAUUGGGCAUAAUUGCUGUGUUUGUUCAUUGUCUCUGGUGCUACCAUGUACGCGAGGAGAUUAAGGAACAAGCUCGAGACAUGGAGUUCGCUUUGUAGGGAGUAUGAAUCCCGGGUCGGCUCCAAAUGCCACCAAGAUCACGCGCUCUCUGCAUACACAUUGGCCUCUAAGACUUCAUUCUUCGAUCCCAUUUCGCCAUUGUCGAGCUCUUUUGCGAGAUUCGUCAGCGGUUCCCCGUUGUAUCACACCCUCAUCAGUGGACAAGGAACGCCUGCCAACUGUUCGAGGAAAUGCGGGCUCGAGAUUUCCCGGUUAAAUUCGAAGCAUUUCGAGUUUUCACAUAAAGGGUCUGUUUCGGGGCUCUCAACUGUAGCUAAGAGCGCGAAGAAUGAGGAGGAUAGUAGAGGUGGAAACGGUGGAAAGGGUGACAAGGUUGAGGUUAGUUGGAUCGAACGAUAUUUGCCGAAGGGAGCUCGGCCUUAUGCCCAUCUUGCUCGCCUCGAUAAGCCUAUUGGAACUUGGCUUCUGGCCUGGCCUUGUAUGUGGUCAAUCACUUUGGCAGGGUCCCCUGGGAGCCUUCCUGAUUUUAACAUGCUGACGCUAUUUGGUUGUGGAGCUUUGCUUUUGAGAGGUGCUGGAUGCACCAUAAAUGAUCUGCUUGACAGGGAUAUCGAUAUAAAGGUGGAGCGAACAAAGUCCCGACCAGUUGCAAGUGGUGUUUUGACCCCAUUUCAAGGGCUUUGUUUCCUUGGGUUUCAAUUGCUUCUAGGUCUAGGAAUUCUUCUUCAGUUGAAUAAUUAUAGCCGCAUACUUGGAGCUUCUUCUUUGCUGCUCGUCUUCUCUUACCCUCUCAUGAAGAGAUUCACAUUUUGGCCUCAAGCUUAUCUAGGUUUAACAUUUAAUUGGGGAGCUUUACUUGGGUGGGCUGCUAUAAAAGGAAGUUUGGAGCCCUCGGCCGUGCUUCCACUUUAUCUUUCUGGAGUGUGUUGGACUCUAGUGUAUGACACGAUAUACGCUCAUCAGGACAAGGAAGACGAUUUGAAAGUAGGUGUCAAAUCAACGGCGCUGAGAUUCGGCAAUUUCACGAAGAAGUGGAUCUCAGGCUUUGGAGUUGCAUGCAUCAGUAGCCUUGCACUCAGCGGAUACAAUGCUGAUAUCGGAUUGCCUUACUAUGCAUUUUUGGCGGCUGCUUCGGGACAGUUAGCUUGGCAGAUACUGACAGUUGAUCUGUCUUCUCGAGCAGACUGUAACAGGAAAUUUGUGUCAAACAAGUGGUUCGGAGCACUUAUUUUCAGCGGAAUCCUACUCGGAAGGUUGGUGCCUUGAGGAAAUGCUUCCAUGAUUUUUUACUGGUGAUGCUGCGAGAAGAAGACACAAGAUCUUCCAAUUCUUUCAUUGCAGGAGAGUAGAGUAUGUCGAAUGAACUUUCUGCAGUCUUCGUUUACUUCCCGAUUGGUGUCUUAGAGCGUAUACCUAAAUUAAAUUACAUCCAGAUUCUAUGUGAGUGUGGACGUAAACUAAAUGUCGUGCUGAAGUCCAUUCUUUGAGAUUGUCUGUUGUUGUAUAGGGUGAAUUCCCAGGAAGUAUAUUUAUCCCAAAUCGAAAGGAAAUUUAAUGGGCUAGCAUAUUGCGUUCCUCCA